Molecule: messenger RNA, 1280 nt
Organism: Brassica napus (rape)
Lineage: Eukaryota; Viridiplantae; Streptophyta; Magnoliopsida; Brassicales; Brassicaceae
Product: pumilio homolog 18-like
Exons: 1
Coding region: 22-1080 (352 amino acids)
Biological process (GO): post-transcriptional regulation of gene expression
Cellular component (GO): cytoplasm
Molecular function (GO): mRNA binding
Source: RefSeq, a predicted model, not a curated record
CAUUCUGUAGAAGCAGCGCAUAUGGCAAACGCUGAUCCCUUCUCAAUGUCUACGCUACUCAGUUCUUUACAACAUCUACCUUUCACCUUCGCAACAGAACCCAUGAUGACUCCGGCAGUUCCUCCUCCUCCACGUGGCAUCAUCUUCACCAUUCCUCAACCAAGAUACGACCCUAAGGAAUUCUUAACUCCUCAGUACCUGGAGUACUCUCGUUUGCAGUCGCUGUUCAACCUCAUGACUAGCAGCAAAGAAGAAGUUAACAUUGCUCCGUUCAAAGAGAUGAUCUCAAGGUUGUCCAGAAGAGAGCUCCAAGAGAUGGCGUAUUUGCUGACCUCAGAUCCCGACUACUUCUUGGCGAUCGCAAGAAACAAGAACGGCUCUCACCGCCUACAGAAACUCAUCGGAAAAUCAGGCGACGCGGACAAGUUGUUCUUCCUCGCGAUCUUGCGCCGCUUCCUCCACGUCAUGACAGAUAAGUACGCGUCCUACGUGGCGGUACGAGGAAUGCAAGUUUUUGACGACAAGAAGAAAGAGUUGAUGUACGAGCACAUUCUCCCCCACGCGCUUCGAGUGGCAUGUGACAAACACGGCUACAUCGCCCUCAACGAGGUAAUAACCGACUUGGACCAUCCUUUCUACAGAGACCAGCUCUUGGACAUUGUCGCGCUCAACGCUCUCUUGCUAAGCUACGAUGCUUAUGGGAACUAUGUGGUUCAACACGUGCUUACAUUGAAUGACUUGCGUUGCACGUAUAACAUUGCGGUUAGUCUCGUUGGCUAUUGCGUUGAGCUCUCGUUAGACAAGUGUGGAAGCUACAUCGUGGAGAAGCUUCUGGAGGCGGAGGAGUCGAUGGUUCUUGUGGUGGAAGAGCUUUUGGAGUGCGAAGGAGGCAGUUUGAUGAGGCUGGCGAGGAAUGAGUAUGGGAGUUUCGUGGUGAUCAAGGCACUGAGAGUCAUGCAGGAGAUGAAUAGGGUUGAUCUGUUUAGGGGUUUGGUGCAGAAGCUGAUGCCUUUUCGCCAUCUCUUGCGUAGGCCUUGUGGAAACACUACUAUAGCAGCAAUCAUUGAGUCGGUUUGUUAGUUCUGUGUCAAACUAGUUAAUUAUGUUUAUCUGUUUUAGGGUUUAGAUUUGGUUCAUGUACUUACUACGAUGCAUGCUUGAAAGUUGUCGAUUUUAUGGUUGGUUAGUGAGGUUUGUCACUAGUGAUGUAAACAGUUCACUUGCUUACUGAAAUCUAUGGUUUGACGACCAAAACAAGUUUUCAGUUAAUCAUGUUCCUC